Molecule: messenger RNA, 803 nt
Organism: Physella acuta
Lineage: Eukaryota; Metazoa; Mollusca; Gastropoda; Physidae
Source: RefSeq, a predicted model, not a curated record
CCUAGUGUGGACGAAGUGACACACCACUUCCUUGUGUUAAGGUGUUGUCAAACUUUCUAAUCUUAAAUGUCAAUCAGCAUGCUAGAAAAAAGCAAUGACAAUAUAAAAUGAUGUAUACAUGGAUGUCAGUGACUGUGGUACUUACAGCUUAUCUUGCAGUUACAACAGAGGCGUUGCUAUGUUACCAGUGUGCUUCUACGUCACCCGACGGGCCGUGCGUGACGGAUAUAUCCGGCUUGGUCAACACGUCACUUGGUAUAAGCAGCAAGUAUUACCAAAACUGUUCAGCAUCGAAGCCAACUUGGGAUAGGUGCAUGAUUGAAACGGCAGCAACGAGUGGUAUCUAUACUCUCUACCACCGAGGUUGUCACGAUGGCGUCAACUUCACUUCCGGCUUUGACAGCCCUCGAUUUCACGGCCUUGACCCUAACAACCUUACCACCUGUGAGUUCAUCAACCUGAUUGGCAAGCUCGUCUGCUACACUUUCUGUCAGAAGGAUUUUUGCAACGGACCCCAGCCCCCAGAAGUACCCUACCAACAGGUCUGCAACGAGUCGAUGUCUGACUAUGACUACGGAGAACCGUGUGGUGUCGCUGGGAUGUUUCUGAAAAUGGAGUUAUCUUUUCUUGAGUUUUUUGGCGUGGUUACUGUUCUUGUGACUACUCUUUAUUUAAUGUGAGAAUUAAAAAAAAUUAUAAAAUCAGCCAUUACGUUUCUUGUAUAAUGUAUAGAUAUUUAAUAUCUCAUGAUUAUCUGCGGACACUGGUUAAAGUAAAUCUGUUGUACAUAAAUUUUGUAUUGA